AUGACUAAUAAUCUAGUUCGUUCGUUGUUAUCAUUUCGUAGCAUUAAUCCAUUAGGUGGAUUGAUGCGUGCUUUUUCUAUUAUGUAUACUGCUCGUUGUACAGCAACAGGUGAUCAUAAUGGUCGUGUUGUGUGUGAUGAUGAUCGAUCACAUCUAGAUGUGAAAUUAACUAAACCAAAAGAACUAGGUGGUUCAGGUGGUUCAGGAACAAAUCCUGAAGAAUUAUUUGCUGCUGGUUAUAGUGCUUGUUUUUUAGCUGCCAUGGGUUUAGCAGCACAAAAUCUUAAAAAAUCACUACCAUCAGCAUCAAGUGUUAGUGCAGCUGUUAGUAUUGGUAAACAUGAUAAUGGUAAUUAUGGUUUCAAAGUUGAAUUAACAGUUAAAAUACCAAAUGCUAAACAAGCAGAUGCUGAUGCUUUAGUUAAAGCUGCACAUAAUAUAUGUCCUUAUUCUCAUGCAACACGUAAUAAUAUCGAUGUUAAAAUCAAAACUAUAACAUAA
Messenger RNA from Rotaria sordida, 501 nucleotides. The record is from the annotation of a GenBank genome assembly. NCBI's taxonomy places the organism in Eukaryota, Metazoa, Rotifera, Eurotatoria, Philodinida, Philodinidae.